AUGUCAAGUGUACAAGAACAAGAUCAUAUUAAUGAUGUUAUGAUUAGUGACAAUGAGGAUGACGAUGUUGAGAUGGUAGAUUCUGUGAAUGUCUCUGCAACUGUUGGUUGUGAACCUAAACCUUUUUCAAGUGAAAAGAAAUCUAGACUUAGAUCUGAUGUUUGGGAAUUUUUUAAUCUUGUUGUAAAUAAAGAUGGAAAAAAGAAUGGAGUGUGUAAGGCUUGUAAUGCAUCAUAUAAAUAUGAUAGUCAAAAAGGUGGAACCUCAUCUAUGAGAAGGCAUGUCUGCCCUGAGCGUCAGUCUAAAGACAUAGGGCAGAUGAUGUUAUCUGCAAAGAAUGGCCUGUUGUCUUCCCGCAAAGAAUUUAGGGAUUUAUGUGCUUAUCUAAAUGAGGAUGCUAAACCAAUAUCAAGGAACACUGGGAAAGCUGAUGUUGUCAAAAAACAUAAAACACGAAAAGAAGGUAUUCGAAACAUAUUGAAACCUGCUCCAGGUAGGAUGUGUCUAACAUCAGACAUGUGGACUUCUGUCACGACUACAGGGUAUAUAAGCUUAACUAUGCACUUUCUUGAUCAAAAUUGGGAGUUAAAGAAGUAUCUUCUGAAUUUUUGUGAACUUCCACCACCUCAUACAGGUGAAAACCUAUCUGCCAAGCUAUUUGCAAUAAUAGAAAAUUGGGGAAUUGAACACAAAGUAUCCAACAUCACCUUGGAUAAUGCAGCAAAUAACGGAGUUUGUGCUAGAAUUAUGCAGAGCAGACUUGUUGCAAAGAAGAUCCUUUUUAACAAGGGAAAAUACUUUCAUGUGCGUUGUUGUGCUCAUAUCUUAGAUCUUAUUGUUAAAGAUGGACUUGUGAAGAUUGAUCCAUAUGUGCUCAAGAUAAGAAAGUCAGUGAAGUCCCUUAAAAAGUCCCAAGUAAGAAAACAAAAAUUCUUGGACAUUGUUGAUGCUUUAGGAAUGUCUGGAAUAGGAAGGGGUAUUCGCCAAGAUGUUAAAACAAGGUGGAAUUCAACUUAUCUCAUGUUAGACAGUUGUCUUGUGUAUAGAGGUGUUUUCUCUCAUUUGAAGGAGGUGGAUCCAGACUAUAAACACUGUCCAAAUGAUGAAGAAUGGGAGCAAAUUGACGUUGUCACAAAGUUUCUCAAGACGUUUUAUGAUCUUACAACUUUAUUUUCUGGUAGUAAGUAUCCUACUUCCAAUCUAUAUUUUGAAGGAGUCUGUCAAGUUCAGGUAUUACUAAAAAAAGAAAGCACAAAUGAAAUUGAAUUCAUUAGAGACAUGGUAAAAGAGAUGCAACAAAAAUUUGACAGUUAUUGGACAAACUUGAGUCCUAUAUUGGCUAUGGCACUUGUGUUAGAUCCCGGAUGUAAACUGCAAUAUCUAAACUUUGCUUACUCCAAAAUGUAUCCUGAUGUAAGAGAAUUAGAAAGUAAAGUUGAAGCUGUGCGUGAAACUAUGAAAAAACUUUAUAAUGAGUAUUACAUUUUUUCAAGAGCUUAUGGAACUGGAACUCAUAAUUUGGAUAUUCAAACUGGUGGGAAUUUUUGCCCAUCAAGGAAGUGA
Messenger RNA from Papaver somniferum (opium poppy), 1563 nucleotides. RefSeq names its product zinc finger BED domain-containing protein RICESLEEPER 2-like. Lineage: Eukaryota; Viridiplantae; Streptophyta; Magnoliopsida; Ranunculales; Papaveraceae. Gene Ontology annotation, molecular function: DNA binding. The coding region runs from base 1 to 1563 and encodes 520 amino acids. The transcript is spliced from 5 exons. The record is from RefSeq and is a predicted model, not a curated record.